Molecule: messenger RNA, 2334 nt
Organism: Limanda limanda (common dab)
Lineage: Eukaryota; Metazoa; Chordata; Actinopteri; Pleuronectiformes; Pleuronectidae
Product: polypeptide N-acetylgalactosaminyltransferase 10-like
Exons: 12
Coding region: 72-1889 (605 amino acids)
Cellular component (GO): Golgi apparatus
Source: RefSeq, a predicted model, not a curated record
GUUGUCCCCGCCGAGAGGAGCUCAGGAAGCGGGUUCGCGACUCGCCACGUCCCGCUGCUUCCCCCGGAGCCAUGAGGCGGAAGGAGAAGCGGCUGCUGCAGCUCGCCGGGCUGCUGGUCGCGGCUCUGCUCUUCUUCCCCAACGUGGGGCUGUGGUCUCUGUACCGGGACCGGGUGUUCGACAACUCGGCCGACACGCCGGACGCUGCCGGAGGAUUCCCCCCGAUACAGGGCGUGAACCGGGUGGCGAAGGAUGUUCAGGUGGCCCGUGACGGCGAGCGGAGGAAAGACUGGCACGACUACGAAGCCAUCAAGAGAGACGCCUCCCGCUCCGGUAAUGGAGAACAGGGGAAGGCGUUCCCUCUCACAGACUCUGACCGGGUGGACCAGGCGUACAGGGAGAACGGGUUCAACAUUUACGUCAGUGACCGGAUCUCCCUGAACCGAUCCGUGCCCGACAUCCGGCAUCCGAACUGCCAACAGAAGCUGUAUGCAGAGAAGCUUUCCAACACCAGCAUCAUCAUCCCGUUCCAUAACGAGGGCUGGUCGUCGCUGCUGAGGACCGUCCACAGCAUCCUGAACCGCUCGCCUCCACACCUCAUCGCCGAGAUCAUCCUGGUGGACGACUACAGCGACAAAGAGCACCUGAAGUCGGCGCUGGAGGAAUACAUGGUGCGGCUGCCGAAGGUCCGGAUCAUGAGGACGAAGAAGAGGGAGGGGCUUAUCCGGACCCGGCUGCUGGGAGCCGCGGCGGCUAAAGGAGAAGUCAUCACCUUCCUGGACUCUCACUGUGAGGCCAACGUCAACUGGCUGCCUCCGCUGCUGGACCGAAUCGCCAAGAACAGGAAGACCAUCGUGUGCCCGAUGAUCGACGUGAUCGACCACGACAACUUCGGCUACGAGACGCAGGCGGGCGACGCCAUGCGAGGGGCGUUCGACUGGGAGAUGUACUACAAACGCAUCCCCAUCCCGGCCAAGCUGCAGAACGCCGACCCCAGCGAACCCUUCGAGUCUCCAGUGAUGGCAGGCGGACUCUUUGCUGUGAACACAAAGUGGUUCUGGGAGCUGGGAGGAUACGACACGGGUCUGGAGAUCUGGGGAGGAGAACAGUACGAGAUCUCCUUCAAGGUGUGGAUGUGUGGUGGUCGGAUGGAGGACAUCCCCUGCUCCCGGGUGGGACACAUCUACAGGAAGUACGUCCCCUACAAGGUUCCUGGAGGAGUCAGUCUCGCCAAGAACCUGAAGCGCGUGGCUGAGGUCUGGAUGGACGAGUACGCCGAGUUCAUCUACCAGCGCCGGCCCGAGUACCGCCACCUGUCGGCCGGAGACAUGACGGUGCAGAAGGAGCUGAGGAGCCGGCUCAACUGCAAGAACUUCAAGUGGUUCAUGAGCGAGGUGGCGUGGGACCUGCCCAAGCACUACCCGCCAGUGGAGCCCCCUGCUGCCGCCUGGGGGGAGAUCCGUAACGUGGGCAGUGACAUGUGUAUGGAGAGUAAACACUUUGUGUCAGGGAGCCCGGUCCGACUGGAGACCUGCAUCAAGGGCCGGGGGGAGGUGAGCUGGAGCCACGGACAGGUGUUCACGUUCGGCUGGAGGGAGGACAUCCGGGUGGGUGACCCCCUGCACGCCAAGAAGGUUUGCUUCGACGCCGUGUCCCACAACAGCCCGGUCACGCUGUACGACUGCCACGGCAUGAAGGGCAACCAGCUGUGGCGCUACAGGAAGGACAAGAGUCUCUAUCACUCCGUCAGUAACGGUUGCAUCGACAGCAGCCCGACCGAGCGACGCGUCUUCAUGAACACGUGCGACUCGUCCUCGCCGAGUCAGCAGUGGAUCUUCGAGAAAACCAACGCCACCAUGCUGGAGCUCUUCAACCAGGGCGCCAACUGAGGCGCCAACUGAGGCGCCAACUGAGGCGCCGCGGCGUCCGGGAGGAAAAGAACUCGUGACGCACGGAGACGCCGAUCUGCUGCUGCUGCUGGGAAAAGGGAUUUUACGUUUCCUCUGGUUUCCGUCUCUACCUGACGCUGAGGUUACAGCUGCUUCUGUUCGGGCGCCUGGAAUGAGGCAUGCUGGGAAACUGUGGUGGGGGGGGGGGGUGGUUGGUUAAACACAUCAGUUCGAGGAAAGACUGAGUUGAGCUCUGAUCGAUGCGUUUGUGUAUCAGAGUGACUUUGUGUGUUUGUUGUGUGUGGCCCCGGGUCGGUCCACUUCCUGGUUUUGUUGUUGAUUUGUGUUUUUACAUUCCUCUCCUCUCUCUCUUUUCUUCCUCUUCCUCUUCCUCCUCCUCCUCCUCCUCCUCUCCUCCAUCUCUUCCUCCUCCUCUCCUCUCUCU